Messenger RNA from Hermetia illucens (black soldier fly), 490 nucleotides. It is a transcript of the gene SLIRP1, whose product is annotated as 28 kDa ribonucleoprotein, chloroplastic. Gene Ontology annotation, molecular function: RNA binding. Bases 161 to 406 code for a protein of 81 amino acids. NCBI's taxonomy places the organism in Eukaryota, Metazoa, Arthropoda, Insecta, Diptera, Stratiomyidae. The record is from RefSeq and is a predicted model, not a curated record. The transcript is spliced from 2 exons.
CUACAAGCGGCGCUCGCAUACGCUGGACUUUACCAAUUCGGAUUACUCAAGUCCCACUGACAGCUGACGUCUCGCCCACCGCACAUUGGUUUAGGUUAUCGUCGGCACUAAUUGCGAGUCUCCGUCUUUUAGGCUAAAAUAGCUCCGCACUCCGUCGGUUAUGGCAUCACGAGAAAUCUACAAAUUAUUUGUCGGCAAUUUACCUUGGACGAUCGGCCACCAGGAGCUGCGCGCAUAUUUUCAAGAGUUCGGCAAAGUUAUCACAGCAAACGUCGUAUUCGAUAAGAAAACCGGUUGUUCCAAGGGAUUUGGAUUCGUUACAGCCACAAAAGACACUUACGAGAACAUUGACAAGAAAGACAGGCAUACCCUCGAGGGGAAUACACUGAACAUCCAGAAGAGUUAAGUCGCGUGAGGGGGAGAUUCGUAGACACCGAAAUAGUUUUUUAGAAAUUUAGUUUUAUUGUAUUAUUGGCGGGAAGUAUCGUAA